Messenger RNA from Ipomoea nil (Japanese morning glory), 1211 nucleotides. RefSeq lists its product as uncharacterized. Gene Ontology annotation, biological process: phloem development. Lineage: Eukaryota; Viridiplantae; Streptophyta; Magnoliopsida; Solanales; Convolvulaceae. The coding region runs from base 109 to 930 and encodes 273 amino acids. The record is from RefSeq and is a predicted model, not a curated record. The transcript has 4 exons.
GAUCGACUACUAUACAUACACUCAUAUAUACUUCCACUUCCACUACCAAUUAAAACAAUUUUAUCAGAGUUGGGUGCGGCCGCAUCAUAUCAUCUGAUCUAUAUAUAUAUGAUGAUGUCAAACUCCGAUGAUAGCAAUGGCAACGCUGCUGCUGCUGCAAAAGCUGCCUAUGAAGAUUACGAUCUGAAGCAUAUUUUCCAAGUUGCCCAACAAAUAUUGGUAAGUAGAGGAAGACCCGAAGAGUAUUGCCGCGCUGACAAUAAUCCAGGUUUCUUCACUGGUACCAUGGAUCAAUACGGAAGCACCAUAUCAGACGUCAGCCGCCAGAUGACGUGCAAGCUGAAUGAAAGCGAAGACGAGAAAACAUGCAAGAUACUGAAGGGAACGCUAAGAAAACAUUCAUGGAAGGCCAAAAUGGUGAUAGCCGUGGCGGCUCUUGCCUUGAAGUGUGGGAAACACCUCAUAAUCCCUUCUGAAUUGCCAGACUUGGAGAAGCGUCGUAAAUCCUGGGAGGAAAACCAGAUGAUUAAGUCUAUUUGGCUCCUCCAGCGGCUCCACAUCAUUUCUGAUCAUCUUCAAACUAAAAAUGAAGCGCAGCAGCCUCUGGAGCAGUGGCUAAAGGCACUUAAAGAUUUUGUGCAACAUAUGAUGAAGCUAACUCGAUUCAUAUUGUAUGAAAAACUGGAUCAAAUUCCUGAGGCCGACAUUCAAUGGAUAAUUAAAAGUGCAGUAGUUUGUUCGUCCCAGAUCACGCUCGCUCACCUUCUGUUACUGUCCAAUCGUCAAAACCUCUUUACAGCACAUGCCUUGAAACUCAAUCUCCUCACCGAGACGGUGAAGAAGACGUCCAACCAUUGGGCAACUGCUCAACGCACAAAUGCUGCUCAACACACCAUCCCUGUAGAAGGUGUCGCGGAAAGUCUUUCUUAAACAAAAGUAAAAAAUAAAAAUUCAUAUGCUUUUCGCCACACCAAAGCCUACAUUUUUUCAAUUACCCUCAUUUGCUACACCUGUACAGGUAUAGCUGAUGUGCAUCUUUGUACUAGUGUUUGUUAUUUUUUACUAUAUAUAUACUGCAACCAUAGGAUCCGGUCGUAUGAUCGAUGAAUGUUGAUUUGAAUUGUUCACUUCAUUGUAUGCUAUGUAAUUCAUAUAUUAUAUUAUAUUAUAUUAUAUGGUUUCAAUAUACACGCUGAUAUUGAAUUUGAAGC